AUGCCAGAAUCAGGAUCACAACCGCAGGAGUACGAGCUCACUAGGCUCCACGGUUCCGCCACACGUAACUUUCGUGUGAGAUCGCCGUCUCAUCACCCUGAAUACCUUCCCUACGCUACAACAGCCAUGCUCGGGCGCUAUAUUCCCGAAGCCAACCCCAAUAGCCCCCGGGCUGAAUCAUUACUGGCCAAGUUAUCAAAGAGGUCGACUAUGCUGCGAAUCCAGACAGGCCUGACGGCCUUGGUGGCAGUUAUCAAUACGGUGGCCUGGAUCUGGGCUGCGGCAACGCAUGACAUGGAUGCUCGAGGGGUUGGUACAUUAUUCACCGGGAGUUGUAGAGAUGCGGCGAACCUCAAUAAAGUCGCCCAUCUGAUCCUCAACGGUCUUUCGACACUGUUCCUAGGUGCUGGCAACUACUGCAUGCAGAUUCUUGCAGCGCCAUCACGCGGCGACCUCAAUAAGGCCCACGCCGUUGGUGACUGGUUAGAAAUCGGCGUCCCAAGUCUUAGGAAUAUCAGAAAGUUACACCGCCAGAAAGUCAUUCUAUGGUUCGCACUGGGGAUUGUUUCAAUCUUGUUACACUUGGUGUAG
Messenger RNA from Metarhizium robertsii ARSEF 23, 591 nucleotides. RefSeq lists its product as uncharacterized. The transcript has a single exon. The coding region runs from base 1 to 591 and encodes 196 amino acids. The record is from RefSeq and is a predicted model, not a curated record. Lineage: Eukaryota; Fungi; Ascomycota; Sordariomycetes; Hypocreales; Clavicipitaceae.